ACAUCGUCUCCUGUGCAUAUGCCAAGUCAACAAUCGUUUCAACCUGAAGAUUCGUCGUCUCCUGUGGAUAUGCAAAUUCAACAGUCGAUUCAGUCUGGUAAUUCCGACGACUCAUAUGGAACCCACCAGUUCGAAAAUAUGCAUCCGCAAUUUAAUUACAAUGGUGGUCAUUACAACUGGGGAAUGCAGCAGCCGUACUGGAACUAUAAUUCACAUUUAAUGAAUUCUUCUUAUCAAACACCAUCAACUGUCCCUGAAUUUCCGAGCCAGCAAAAUAUUGGAGCAAUAACAAGCUAUAGGCCAAAUGUCACAAAAAUCACAUCAUCUGCAACUUCAUGCUGAAAGUAGUUCCGGCCCUUCUACAUCCCGAGAUUCUUCGUCUUAUUAUGCUACGGAUUCUCCAUCGUCUCUUCCCAUUCCAAAGAAAGUCAAUCACGACAAAGAGAAAUACUUCUCUGACCUUGCCAAGAUUAAUGAAAAGUUGUCUAUGAUCGAUAAAAAAAUUAAUCCAGUUGACGAAUGCAUUGAGGAAAUAGAUGAAGGCAUUGCUUCUUUUCCAUUAAAAAACUUAGUAUUGGAAGCAUUCGAAAAAAUUCUUAAAAAAGAUGAAAAUCUGAAGAAGCUAAUAGUCCGAAAAAUCCGUCUUUCAGGAAAAAGAAUUCCAAAAAUUCUGAAGGCGACUAUGUGUACAAAGAGCGUGGAGAACAGUAUUUGAAGAUUCACUCUCUAAGGAUGUAAAUUGGCUUGGGAGACGUGAUAAGAGAGUAAACGGCGGAAUGGGAAAAAAAGGAAUCCACUCUUGUCGUAUAACGGAAUUAGUAAGAGUUAGAAUCAUCUCCAAUUCAAAGUUUAAAGAUCUGGAAAAAGAAGUGUUCGUCGCUGAAACCAAAUCGUAUCUUCAUAAUGCAAAAGGGCGUUUUGUGGCAGA
Molecule: messenger RNA, 928 nt
Organism: Daphnia carinata
Lineage: Eukaryota; Metazoa; Arthropoda; Branchiopoda; Diplostraca; Daphniidae
Exons: 7
Coding region: 19-342 (107 amino acids)
Source: RefSeq, a predicted model, not a curated record